This is a messenger RNA of Felis catus (domestic cat), 2824 nucleotides long. RefSeq names its product translation initiation factor IF-2-like. The transcript has 5 exons. The record is from RefSeq and is a predicted model, not a curated record. Bases 1 to 1707 code for a protein of 568 amino acids. NCBI's taxonomy places the organism in Eukaryota, Metazoa, Chordata, Mammalia, Carnivora, Felidae.
AUGGUAAAAAAGAGCCCAGCUGUGGAGUCUGACCGCCUCGGGGCAGCCUCUAAAAUCGCCCCUCCGCCCCCAGGUAUCCACACCCCGGUGACACCCCCGGGAAUCCACACCCUGGUGACACCCCACUUCUACGAGGCGUGGGCAGGGCCCAUGGUCUGUGUCCAGCCGAUGAAAUACGGCAAGAUAACACGGUUCCCUGCACGCCGCAAAGACUGGAAAUUCUUCCAUACUGUGGGUCAUCUUUGCACGGUGAGCCUCUCCGAAAACUUCACAGAUAAAGGGACAUACACAGAAGAACUUGUCCAUGGUAGCCAAGAAGAACACGGGCGAGUGAAAAUGCUGCCAGUGGCCUCCUUUGCUCUGCAGCCCACACAGGCUGCGGGGGCACCGUUCCAAGGGACAGGUGGAGUCGCAAAGACCCACCUCCACUCCCAGUGCUGUGUUCGCUACUCAGGGUACACACUGGGGCCACCGCCAUGUCAGGGACUCUGCAGCUUCCGCUGGCGGCAAGGAGUGAAACCAGUCCAGGAAUGGGAGCCCCAGGUCACCUGGCCUCCUGCCGCACCUUCAGGAAGAAGGGCACCUCAGGAUCUGGGAGCCUCUGGACAGAGAAGUAACUUUAUACCGAUCUCGCACUCCGGGGUCGGGACAAAGGUAUCGCUGCGUUCCUCCCGCUGUGUGCUGCGUUCGGCCUCGGCCCAAUUCCUCUCCCCGGGUUCUCAAGUCACAGACAGCCUUAGGGCCAAGUCCAGCCGUGACCACAAGCGAGGAUGCUUCCCGGCGGGGUCGGCGUCCCUCGCCCUCCGCCACUCCCGAAAACUCGGCCCGCGGCCGGCCGGGGACGCGUUCACAGGGAGGGACCCCGGCGGCCCCGGCCGAGGAAGCCGCACGCAGGCCCGCACCGGGCGAGUCGGCCCCACACCUCCCGCAGCCCAGCGGGGCUUCGACUCAGACCGCGUGUCUCCACCGGGGCUGUCGCGCCGGGGAGGGAGCCGCAGGGCAACACCUGCCGCGGCCGGAUGCGCCGGGCCCGCGGGCGCACACACCUGCGCGCGGGCGGCGCUCGACCCGGCGGGGACCCCGGCGUCCCCGGCCCACUGUGUCCGGGCUCGCCGCGCGGCCGCGGUGCCAGAUGGGGGAAGGGGACCCGGGCGGCGACAGCACUUACCUGGCAGCACCUCCUCCUCCACCGGCGGCAGCAGCAGAGCCGGCAGCCCCUGGCACCAUCUUCCGCCGCCGCCUCGUCCGCGGCGGCGGCUACCAACCGCCCAUCGGGCACCGCCAACCGACACAACCGCCGGCGUCCCAGGUGCCGGUCGCGGCCCCGAGCUCCGGGCGGGAGGGAGGGGUCGGGGCGGAGAGGGGACGCUGUCAGGCCCCUCGGCUCUGGGUCAGGGGCCGGGGGGCAGGGGGCCGCGGCCGGUCAGAGCCGAGGGGCCGGGGCGAUACGGAGACCCCCCCAAGGCAGCGCCGAGGGCUCUGCAGGGCCGCGGACACCGCCGCGGUUGGGUUUGUUAUUGUCGACUCCGUCCCUUCCUCCGCGGAGCACGCCGGGAAACGGUGGGCGGGGGGUGGGGCGCGCCGGGCGGCCGGGGCGGCGCAGAGAGGCGCGCGCAGGUCCGGAAGUCGGCAGGCCGCCGGGAAAAGGGGGGCGGCUCCGCCCUCAGUCGCGGUCGGCCGGCCUGCGACUUUGCUGUCCUCUUCUGACCCGGGGACACAGCUGGGGCGCCCUUUGGCGGUGCGAGCCGCGGUCCGGCCGCGGACUGCCCCAAGGUGAUUUUGACCUUUCUCGCCACCGCGAGUUGGCCUGAGGCGGACCCCGCCGAAUUUUGGAUUAGCCCCAGGUCAAACAGCUUAUCUCUUUCCACCUGUCGCCGAGGAGCGGGGCCCACGGAGGUUGUGUGCCCUCGUCGCCCGUCCGCAUACCGGGCAAGAUCUGUAAGAGGAUGACGUACCUGGCUGUGGCCCGGCCAGGCUAGAUUGCCACCACCGCACCCCCACCGCCGGGACUUGAAACAGCUGAUAAGUGGCUCGGGUAACUUCGAGUGUGGGGCGGCACGAUUUUUCUCGGACCGGGCAUGUCUGGUACAAGUGAAAGCUGAGAGGUGCUGUCGCUGUCGGAGCGCCCUUGAGCUGGGUUUACGUAAAAAUGAGCAUUACCACCGUUUUCAGGAGCACCGAAACGGAGCAAAUACUGUUAGGAAGCAGAGUUUGCAACCCUUCGUUUAUCACGGUGGAAACUGAUUUGAAACAAAACAAAACAUUGGACUGGACGACUGGCAAGCAUGAGGGAUUUUUAGUUUCCAUCACACUUACCCGGUAUCUGAAAGUUUUAUUUGAGAAGAGCUUUUCUUGUUUUCUUCCUUUUUUUUUUUUUUUAACCACUUUGUGUUAUUGCUGUACAUUCCCGAGAGAAUCUUGUCUGGCAAAUUAUUUUAUUUGUUUCGUUUUUAUUUUUUUUUUUUAAGCCGGAUUUUUUUUUAUACACCCAGCAAGAUAGAGCUGAGAAGUGAAAAUUAAGAGGUUAAAUUGUUCUUAGGCCCCGGGAGGAGGUACGAACUGGCAGGACCGAAGAAAGACGGUGAUUUUAUUAGUCACCGCAUAGUAACGGGCACACAGAAACUAGGUGGUGAGGAAGAUUUGGCCAAAAAUUGGUUAAGCAAAACACAUUAGGCCUCUAAAGAAUACACCGGUGCUUGAACUUCUCUUAGCUGUCACUGACACUCGUCACUCCAAAUACCACACACUACAGCCCGGAAUGUGAAAACACCACUGAACUAUGCCAGUGAUAAUCUCUUAAAUAAUAAAGUGUUUUUAAAUGUUA